AGUCCCAGAGAUACUGGAGCUGAUGGACAGUCAGUUUCGCACCUUAUCCGAGGGAGAGCGCUUCACUUUAAGUGGCUUGACAACACUUCGACUUAAUGAUGUGCUCUGCAGUCUGAAAGCGCUCUGCUGUCGAAAUCCGUCUGCUUGAUGCCAUUAAACUGAACUGCUUGUGGUAGAUAACGCGAGGCUGCGCGCGUCCGCUGGAGAUCGUAAAUUCUACACGAGACAAACACAGAGGACUGGCUGGCUCCUCAGCUCGCGCUCUCCGCCACGCACACACUCACAGUCCUCACGCGCUCGGAAGUUUCGUGGAAUAAUCAGGAGCGUUCGUCCUAGAGGAUUUAGGCUUGGGCUAAAAUCGCUCUCUUUGCGCAUUUGGACGCAGGGAGAGUCGUUUUUUACACCGAGCGGAUCUGAUUUGAGUGCUCGCUUUCAGUCCUCGUUCUCGGAGUACUUCAAGUUGUGGAAGUUUUUGUGCGCAGCGACGGGGGAGAACAUGGGCAUAGCCAGCUGCCUUGCUCUGCCUUGGAAAUGCCUGGUUGUGGUGGCUCUAAGACUGCUGUUCCUUGUGCCCGCAGGAGUGCCAGCGCGAAGCGGGGAUUCGUAUUUAAAGGACAACAUCACUGUCAGACAAGGGGACAGUGCCGUCUUGAAAUGCAAUGUGGACAGCAAGGUAUCGCGAGUAGCUUGGCUGAAUCGGACCACCAUCCUCUUUACGGGGAAUGAGAAAUGGUCGUUGGACCCCCGAGUGGUUCUCCUGAACAACACAGCGGUCACAGAGUACAGUAUAAAGAUCCUGGACGUGAACUUACACGACGAGGGGCCGUACGUUUGCUCCAUUCUCACUAACAAGAAGCCAGAAUCCACCAAAGUUCAUCUCAUAGUACAAGUUCCUGCCAGGAUCGUGAACAUAUCCACAGACGUAACGGUAAACGAGGGCAGCAACGUCAGCCUCAUGUGUCUGGCCAUCGGACGACCCGAGCCCAACAUUAUAUGGAAAUAUCGCUCUACCAGAGGUCGCAGGUUCGUCAGUGAGGGGGAGUAUGUUGAAAUGACUGCAAUUACCAGAGAACAGUCGGGAUCGUACGAGUGCAUCUCCUCUAACGACAUCUCUCCCCCGGACGUGAGGACGGUACAAGUCACAGUAAAUUAUCCUCCGGUCAUUUCGAGGGCCCGCAGCUCAGGAACCCCUGUUGGUCAGAGAGGGGUACUGCAGUGUGAGGCAUUGGCAGUUCCUCUGGCUGACUUUCAGUGGUAUAAAGAAGAUCGUCGCCUCUUCAAUGGACUCAAUGGAGUGAAAAUAGAAAACAAAGGUAAACAGUCCAUGCUCAUAUUUUUCAAUGUGUCUGAAGAGGACUAUGGGAACUAUACCUGCGUGGCCAUGAACAUGCUGGGGAUUUCAAACGCCAGCAUAAUCCUCUAUGGCCCGGGAGCACUGCAUGAUGUGAACAGCGCUGCACUCUCUCCAUCCGUCUCCGUCAGCCUGCUGCUCACUCUCGCUCUCUUUUACCUGAGCAAGUUUUGAUGCUAGAGAUCAUCCCCUGCAUCAGCUUUACUCGGCAUUACACGCAGACAGACUCGAAGGCCCAUGAAUAGAAGCAGAUUCUUUCAGUCACUAUUAUUAUUGUUAUUAUUAUUAAUAAUAUUAUUCUUUGUAAUUUU
This is a messenger RNA of Colossoma macropomum (tambaqui), 1662 nucleotides long. RefSeq names its product opioid binding protein/cell adhesion molecule-like (gene opcml). Lineage: Eukaryota; Metazoa; Chordata; Actinopteri; Characiformes; Serrasalmidae. The transcript has 7 exons. The coding region runs from base 497 to 1525 and encodes 342 amino acids. Gene Ontology annotation, cellular component: neuron projection. The record is from RefSeq and is a predicted model, not a curated record.